GGUGUUGCUCGAUAUGGAAGUUUCAUGAGUUUUGUCUUUGCUGAGUUGCUAAGGACUACUACAGGUGUAUAACAGGAAGAAGAGGUUCCCUUAUCUCUCCUUUAGGCGCGUAAAUCCCCUCUCAAAUGAGGUGGCCAGGACUACACGGCGGUUUUAUACUAAGGAUCCUCAAAAGAAACAGAAAUGUGACGAGAAAAGCUCACCCGACCCUUCUUUCUCACCUCUCUCGACCUCUGAGCACCUCUUCCGCUCUCUAUGCUACCAAGGGACCGGAUUUUGAUGACACCAGCCUCUCUUAUGGCGGUAAAUCCAUGAGACAACUUCUCAGAGCAUUCCUCGUCUAUCAACUCUUCUCCUUCAACAGCAUUGUGGAUUCAAGCGAGAGGCUGCUGAAAGUCGCCAAAAAGAUACUUGGGCAGUCUUUAUUCAGGAAACUCAUGAAGUGGACGAUAUAUGGGCAGUUUGUCGCCGGAGAGGAUUUGAAAACACUCCAGCCGGCAAUGAAGCACCUACAGAGCCGAGGGGUUCGAUCAAUACUUGACUACGCCGUGGAGGACGAUGUACAGAACAGUGAAGUGUACAUGGAAGUCAGACAUAAAGCUAAGCCUCCUUCAGACACCCCUCACGUAACAACUGAUGAGGACAGGAGCCCUCAGUUUAGUGUAUCCACUACCCCAGGGAAGGCAACUGUCACAUCCAGCGCUAGGACCUACUUCUACCAAGACGAGCACAAGUGUGAUGAGAAUAUGGAGAAUUUUAUAAAGUGCAUCAAAAUAGCAGCUGAUGCUAGUGAUGGUGAAGAUGCUUUUGCCGCCAUCAAACUAACUGGACUUGGAAGAACAGAAUUUCUUCUGCGUCUGAGUGAAGCUCUUGUUGGCAGUGAGAAAGUCUUUUCCAUACUAGCUGACAAACCAGAUCUACUUGAAGGAGUCAUUACGUCGGAUUCUUUUUUAAGAGGAGCUGAAAGAAUGAAAAUUGAUUCCAGGGAGCUACAUGUACCACAACUGUUUGAUAAUUUAAGAGCCAAAGGUCAAAGUGACUCUAUUUCAUUCCUCCAAUGGUAUCAUUCAUUUCAACCUGGUAAAGAGCUGUACAGGAUUCUCAGCACCAAGAAAUUCUCCUCCAGUCAGCCCAAACUCCCUGUGAUGUCAGAUAACGAAAAAGACCAGAUGAAGAGUGUCAUGAGGAGGGUAGAGUCGUUAGCUGACGUGGCGCAAGAAAGAGGAGUGAGAUUAAUGGUGGACGCUGAACAAACUUACUACCAACCAGCAAUCCGUCACAUCACUGUACACAGACUCAUGCCUAAGUAUAACAUGCAAUCUCCUGUUGUAUAUAAUACACAGCAGUGUUAUCUUAAGAAUGUUGAUACAAGUGUUGCGCUUGAUUUACUGACGUCUGAGACAAGCGGUUUCCAUUAUGGCGUCAAACUGGUUCGAGGUGCUUACAUGGAGCAAGAGAACAUGUUAGCCGUCAAUAAAGGAUAUGAUAGUCCAAUAUGGCGGAAUAAAUCAGAAACCGACUUGAGUUAUCACAAGGUACUAGAAGGACUAAUGGAAAGAAUGGUGACGACGGACCGUGGGAAAGUUAAUGUGAUGGUCGCCACUCAUAAUGAAGAAAGCAUCAAGUUUGCCAUCAGCAAGAUGAAAGAGUUGAAAGUAGGCAAAGAGAACAUUGCAUUUGGUCAGUUACUAGGAAUGUGUGACCACGUCACUUUCUCACUCGGUCACCAUGGUUACAACGUGUACAAGUACAUGCCUUAUGGAUCUGUGGAGGAGGCACUGCCUUAUCUCCUUCGGAGGGCAAAUGAAAAUAAAGGAAUGCUUGCAGGGGCAGUGAGGGAGAGAGAACUGCUCUGGAAAGAGAUAAGGAGAAGAUUCAAAAUGUAACGAAUUUGAAAUUUUAUUUUAGUCGCUGCAGUCCUAAUUGUAAUUUAUUAUUCCAGCUGCAUCAUCAUUUAUGAUUAUUAUUCCAUCACCGCUGUUAUUGUUAUUAUUUAUUUUUUGUUGUUAUUCUUAAUUUUUGCUUUGAUGGCAGUACAAAUUUAUUAUUGGGUUAAUAUUUCUCAAAACUUUUAUUGUAAUUAUUAUUAUUGAAUUUAAAACUACAUGAAAUAUCUUUGCAAUGAC
Amphimedon queenslandica is the source of this 2126-nucleotide messenger RNA. RefSeq names its product proline dehydrogenase 1, mitochondrial-like. Gene Ontology annotation, cellular component: mitochondrion. Bases 126 to 1886 code for a protein of 586 amino acids. Lineage: Eukaryota; Metazoa; Porifera; Demospongiae; Haplosclerida; Niphatidae. Gene Ontology annotation, molecular function: proline dehydrogenase activity; FAD binding. The record is from RefSeq and is a predicted model, not a curated record. The transcript has 13 exons.